AUGAUUGAGUUUGUGGAGAAACCAUUUAAUGUUGAGAAUGGUUCUGUGCGAUGGUGGAUAACUUAUUGGUGGGUUUUACUUCGUGAUGGAUUUAUGAUUGUCACUGCUGUUAUUGUUAUCAUUGUUUUAAAAUAUGGUCUCAUUCGAAACGAUGAACUUUCGGACUCGACACUUUAUAUUCCAGUUGAUAAACCAUCGGUUUAUUUUGCUACGCCAGUCGCUUCCAAUUCAAGACGAAGACACCAUCGUCGUCGUAGAACACGUCGACACUUUCGUUGUAUUCUAGUUCGAUCUGUUGUUUUUCAAAUGAUCCAUCAUUGUCGACGUCGUGAUCGCCAUCGUUUUUCUCGUCAUCAUCGUCGAAGAUUUUAA
Molecule: messenger RNA, 372 nt
Organism: Adineta steineri
Lineage: Eukaryota; Metazoa; Rotifera; Eurotatoria; Adinetida; Adinetidae
Source: the annotation of a GenBank genome assembly